Molecule: messenger RNA, 2844 nt
Organism: Echinococcus granulosus
Lineage: Eukaryota; Metazoa; Platyhelminthes; Cestoda; Cyclophyllidea; Taeniidae
Product: Serologically defined colon cancer antigen
Exons: 13
Coding region: 1-2844 (947 amino acids)
Biological process (GO): rescue of stalled cytosolic ribosome; ribosome-associated ubiquitin-dependent protein catabolic process
Cellular component (GO): RQC complex
Molecular function (GO): tRNA binding; ribosomal large subunit binding
Source: RefSeq, a predicted model, not a curated record
AUGAAGGCUCGUUUUGAAACCUUCGAUCUUCGUAAGCAUAUCAAGAAUAAAAAAAUUUCUAACAUCCGACAAUUGGGAAUUGAUCGUUUGGUGGAUAUCACGUUUGGUUUUGAGCAGUACGCCUUCCAUCUUAUCGUUGAACUCUACGGCAAAGGAAAUAUUUUUCUGACAGAUGCUGACUACACCAUUCUGCACUUACUUCGCCCACGAACAGAUGUUGAUCAGGAUGUCAGAUACGCCACCCGUGAGCGAUUCCCCAUCGAACUAGCCAGACCCGUUCCUGAAUGUCUGAUUGAUUUGAGAGAUUCCUCCAGCUUUGAAAAUCUUGUCCAAACUAUUGCUGAUCUUCUAGUUGAUGCUUCCGGACCCUGGAACACUGGCCUACCGGCUGAAGGCGCAGAACGUCUUCCUGUGAUCUCUGUGCUAAGCAACGUUUUCUCCUACGGUACCAGUCUUAUUGAACAUUGCUGCUUCCUUGCUGGUCUAUCAAAUGUUAAACGCCGAAAAGUAGCUGGAAACCCUGAAGUUGACCCUCAAGUCCCCUCCGAUCCUAACGCUUGUCGCUUAGACUAUAGCACAAAAAUCGCUAGUGCUCUUCGUGAAGUCCUUCUUCAAAUCUCCGAGAAGAGAGUCAUUACAGAUAAUGGCACGGUUUCAACACCUGCAGUCGUAUUGGGCAUUCCAAGCUCUACAGAACCUGGGAAGUUGAACAAAUAUGAUUCCUAUUAUCCUCUCCGUUUUGCGCAUCUGUCUUCAAAACCUGGUAUCGAGUUUGCGUCUUUUAAUAAAGCUGUGGAUGAAUUUUACUCCAGCUUGGAAAUUCAACGAAACGAGGUCCAUAGCAUCCAAAAUGCAAAGAGUGCAAACAAGAAGUUGGAGAAUAUUAAGAGAGAUCAGGAACAGAGGCUAAAAGCCCUGAAGGAAGAGCAGAUCUUGGAUAAUCAGAAGGCGCAACUACUGGAAUUGAAUAUGGACCUAGUUGACAAGGUGAUAAUGACGCUGAACUCGGCGAUAGCCAAUCAGACAAGUUGGAAAGUGUUGGAAGAGGUGCUGGAAAAGCAGAAAGAACGAGGGAAUGAUCCUGUGGCUAAUUGUAUCGUCCGCCUUCAACUGGCUUCGAAUCAGGCGAUAUUGCGGCUUAGUAAUCUUUACGCGGAAGAUGAAGAUGAGAAAGCGAUCACUCAGGAGGUUCUAGUGGAUCUGGACUCCACGGCCUUUCAAAACGCCAAAAAGUACUACACACAUCGACGACAGGCAGAGGCUAAGGAACGAAAGACAAUUGCGGGGACAGCAAUUGCCCUGAAGGCGGCGUCUAGGAAGGCAGAGAAGACGCGGAAAGGGGUUCGUGAAGCACCAAAAUUAGCCAAAACCCGGAAACCAUUUUGGUUUGAGAAAUUCCACUGGUUCAUUAGCUCGGACAAUUACCUUGUGCUGGCCGGUCGAGAUGAUGUUCAAAACGAGACUCUCAUCAAACGCUACUUCAGCCAACACGAUAUCUACGUUCACGCCGACAUCCAUGGUGCUAGCAGCGUUAUCGUCAAGGCACGAGCGCUUCAGGCCUGCGAGAAGCCGACUGAAGAUUCAGAGGACAGCGCAACUGCUAUCCCCCAACCACCAAUGCGGACCCUGUUCGAGGCGGGCCAUAUGGCAGUUGCCCUGAGCAACGCGUGGUCCGCCAAAGUCAUCACUAAUGCCUGGUGGGUGCGGUACGAUCAGGUCUCGAAGACUGCACCAUCUGGGGCGUAUUUGCCGACGGGAUCUUUUGUGAUUCGAGGCAGGAAGAAUGUGCUGCCUCAGUGUCUCCUCACUUAUGGCAUUGGAAUUUUGUUCAAGCUCGGCGAGGAUUCGGUGGAACGACAUGUUGGGGAACGUUGCAUAGAUUUGGAGGCUGUAGAAGAAACAAAUGCCAUUCUGAAGAGGUACGAUAUUACACCGCAGGCAGAUGACAACGCUGAAGAAGAAGAUGAAGAAGAGAGCGAUGUUGCCAAAGCCUUUAGCAACGUGACACUUAAUCUGAAUAUCAAUAGGAUCAAAAAACCACGAUCAGAGGCAGUUCAACAGCGCAAAAAGGGGAAUGCCCAAGCGAAAGAGACUCCUCCAAGCCGAGCCCAACCAAAGGCCAAAUCUACAGGCCCAAAUCCACUCAAACGCGGUCAGAAGGCAAAAAUGAAGCGCAUUCGGCAGAAGUAUGCCGAUCAGGAUGAAGAGGAGCGGCAGAUGCGGCAGCGCAUUCUUCAAGGCGCAAGUGGGAAGCUGAGCGCGGUCCAUGCGUUCGGCAAGGCUCCUCGACCUGAGGAGGAGGAGGAGGAAGAAGAAGAAGAAGAAGAAGUGGAGAAACAAGAGGAAAGGGAAGAACAAUCACUUCCACAGGUGGAGGGCGAUGAGGAGAGGGGACCUUCAGAGGCGGCUGAUGAGUUGGAGAAGGAGAAGGCGGUUGUGACAGUUCCAGAAUUGAAGGAAGGUGAUUUAAAGGACGAUUCUGCUGCUGAAUUGGGGGAAGUUUCAAUGUUGGGGACGUUGACUGGGCAGCCGGUGCGUGAGGACAGUCUUCUUUUUGCACUACCCUUCUGUGCGCCAUUCAGCGCUCUGCAGAAAUUCAAGUACAAGGCGAAGCUACUCCCGGGAGUUCAGAAGAAAGGCGAGAUUACGAGGUUGGCGAUCAGGCACUUCACCAUGGACAAAGCGGCAAGCGAAUUGGAGAAACAGCUGAUUCAGGCUAUCAGGGAGGAGGAUGUGUGUCGUGUGCUGCCGGGAUCGGCGAAAAUAGCGUUUCCUGAAUUGGCAUCGAGACCUGCGAGCGGUCGCGACGGUUCUUCCACUGUACAGCAUCAAAAUUUGAUUUGA